AUGGAGGACCCCGAGACCCAACCACCGAGUCCUAAGCGGCUCCGUCUGGAAGAGCGGGGAGCAGUCCCCGAGGGGGCAUGGCGGCUGCCUUUGGUACCCCGUUUGUCUGAGGUGGAAAAAGUCUGGGAAUCGUCACCCCGUCGUCCCCUCAAGGAGCUUUUGCUUUCUGCCAACGUGCUUUUUGGUAGCGGGACAGAAUUCAGUCAGGGGGUGUCAGUCAGUGGGGCGCCCUGGUGCGAUGUGGGACGACGCCAGGAAAGCCGAGAUCUGAAGAGGCGUCGAAGUUGGAGGUCUCUCCCCUCACAGAGCUUCCAGCCUCCUCCGAAAGCUUCCAGAAGGUUUUCUGAAGCAGAAUUCAGCGACUCAGAGGUUUUGGGGGUACACAGCACUGAUAGAAUAGAAGCAGAAGCUGGCCAGCUUCAGCCUAACGCUCCCAUGUGCAAAAUGCAGGAGGCCCAAGACGCCAAACAAUGUGCACCCCAAGAUGGAGACAGUAGUCACAAGGUCACUCGUUCUCUGAAACGGACCCUGAGCCCACUUUUUGACAUCACCUUUUAUAAGAAAACUAAGCCAGGACCUAGAGACAUUAAGAAUAGAACUCUAGCCCACACCACCAGGGUUAUGACAUGCAAGAAGGAAAAGAACAUUCCAGUCUUGACACCCCAAAUAUCAAAAUCUCAAAACCUACUCAGCGCGAGAAGUGACGAACCCAGCUGUUUGAGAGAUGGGACUCCACAACGGAGCCCCAAUUUUCCAGCAGAUUUCAAUAGCAAGAUGUCCUCUGUCUAUUUAAAGGAAAUUGCAAAGAAAAAUGACACCAAGGAGGCAUAUGUUAGGGAUGUCCCAAACGUUUAUUGGCCCCAGAAUAGACCUGAUGUUAAGCAAAAGUUACAGGAUGCUUACAAACGUGUGGCUAUAGAAAAUACUUUUCCUGAAUAUUAUGAAAGUAACCCCUCGUCACUCAGCAACCAAAAUACUUAUGUGAGGAAAAAUGAGUUGAUUAGUGUAAAUUAUUACAACUCUAGUAGACUCAAGCCUGAUAUAAGAUAUUCUGGAAAGAAAGUUACUGUAAUAGUAGAAAAUGCAGAUUGGGAAGAUUUAACAAUGGGUUUACUCCGUUACCUGUCUACCUUUAGUUUGGAAAAAUCUCACACACUAGAAACUAGAAACUAUAACUCUAGAUAUAUUUUGACAAAACCCAGGGAAAAUCGUAUUCUGGAUAAUUAUGGGACAAAAUGUCAAACUAUGAGAAAAACUGAAGAAAACGUUGGUUUAUUGCAAUUACUAGAAGUAGAUUCUUUGGGUAAAGGAGAAUAUUAUAGUGUAAAAUCCAUGAAUACUUACGGAAAACAAUCAAAGUCUCUCAUGAUAGGAAUGCAGUGUAGUCAAAAAGCUUUAAUAAAUUAUUUUUGGUUAAAUGACAAAGAAGAAAAUGAUAGUAUGCUACAGUUAAGAUAUGAUGCUAUACAAAAAGGUUUUCAUUUAAGCAGCAUUUUUGAAAGUUUUAUUACAGAAAUUUUUUGUUUCUAUGAAAGUAUUUCAGAAACUCAGAACAAUGACAUUUUAACCUGGUAUGAAAAUUUGACAAGGAAAAAGCACGUUGGUGGUCAAAAUCUAGUAAUGAGAAACAUGAACAUCAAUAGGAAGCACAAUAUCUUAGGAAUAUAUUUACAAACCAGUUUUUCAGAACCUCUAAAGAUUAUAUUGAAAGCUAACAUAGAUUCUUUGCUCAAUAAGACUGACUCUUCAACAAUUACUGAAAGCAAUUAUAAAUUAAGACAAGCAUACAUUUUCAAGUGGAUAGUGCAUUUAAAAUAUCCAAAAAACGUAAUGGAAAAUCAAACUGUAUAUCUAGGAAGGAUUUUAAUGUUUUCAAAACUCUUAGAAGAUACUCUGAAACCUAUGUUAGAAAAAAUGUUAUUUAAAAGUAAAAAUGUUUUUGAGGAGUCUAAGGGAAAAAGCAUUUAUUCCUCCAGUAUGACAAUGGCAACUACACACUUUCCAAUAUUUGAAUCAUAUGAAAGAAUUCCUCUUUCAAUGAACUUUGAUGAUGUGAGAGGAAUGUUUUGGACAAAAGAAAUUGCUUAUAGCAAUAAGAGUUGUCCUGAACAACUUAUUCUUGUGAAAAAUAGGAGUCACAUCAUUAGAAACACAGUUGAAUCAUGUGUUAUACUUGAUCCUCAACUCAUACAGAGCAACCAUAGGUGUAUUAAUGAAUAUUUUGAUGAAAUAAAUACAUACAACCUAGAUUUAGACAUAAAAAGAAAACAGAAAUCUAAUAAGUUGAGUAACUUUACUUUUAAGUGCACACCUGAUGAUAUCCUGGAUAUUAGGCAACUGGUCAUACCAAAAAAUCAGGACAUAAAAUGUAGAAAACAUUCCAAUCAGGCACCUAUAGCACAGACUCUACAUUUGGGGAACUUACGAUGUGAAAAUGAAGGAAAAGAAUAUGACUUAACAUCAAAAAAAGAAGAAAAAGGGACAACAGCAAGUGGUCUUGUUCUACAAAAUAGUAAGAUAGGAAAGGAAGAAAAAAAUUAUUUUUUCUCAAUGAAUGACAUGUUUUCUGUGCAACCAGUUUUGUUAAUGACUGAAAAAGUACCCGAGAGAGAAACUAAUAGAUAUAUUGUUCAAAGUGAUGUAACUGAUGACAAUGGAUUUAAAAGUAUUUUUCAAGACAAAAAGUUAGCUAAUUUAAAGUAUUUUUAUUCAAAGAAAGACUGUACAGAAAGCGAGAAUGAUCAACUUGAUUUUAGUAUAGCAAAUAAAGAAUGUUUUCAGGACUUAACUGCCAAGUGUUUAUCAACAGAAGCUCUAACAACAGUCAAAGAUUUUGAGAUGAAGAGCAAAUUUGAUUUAGUACUUGAAGAACUUCGUGUAUUUCAUGAAAUUAGUAAGGGAAAUGAAAUUCUAAGCACUGCAGAAACAAAGAAUGAUCAAGAAAAUUUUUUUAGAAAAGAUAAUGUUGAGGAGGUAAAAAUGAAGACAGAAAAAGAUUUGAAAAUGAAUACUGUCAACAAAAUUUGUGUAUCUUCUUUGCACUGCGAUAAUAUAGUAGCAGCUUCUCUGAAUAAAAGACAUCAAAGUUUAUUUAAAUGGAAAAAGAUACCUAAAAAUGAUGAGCAGCAAGUUCCUAAAGCAUGUUUCAAUCCAAGGACAUCAGAAGAAGAAUUAUUCUAUUCCACUGAGGAAGAUGGUGCAAAUCAUUCAGCAAAAAGACCUGCUUUGUUUGCUAAUAGGCUGAAUGAAGAAAAAUUUCAUAACUCACUCAAAGGAGAUGGUGCAAAUCAUUCAGCAAAAAGACCUGCUUUGUUUGCUAGUGAGCUGAAUGAAGAAACAUUUCAUGACUCACUCAAAGGAGAUGGUGCAAAUCAUUCAGCAAAAAGACCUGCUUUGUUUGCUAGUGAGCUGAAUGAAGAAACAUUUCAUGACUCACUCAAAGGAGGUAUUAAUUUCUCAAAUGGAAUUUCCAGAGUAUUACCUCUUAAGACAUGUAGUCGACCCAUCAGAAUUGGUUUAUCAAGAAAUGCUAAGCUUAAACAGCUUCAUCCUUAUUUGAAAUAA
Messenger RNA from Suncus etruscus (white-toothed pygmy shrew), 3564 nucleotides. RefSeq names its product RAD51 associated protein 2 (gene RAD51AP2). NCBI's taxonomy places the organism in Eukaryota, Metazoa, Chordata, Mammalia, Eulipotyphla, Soricidae. The record is from RefSeq and is a predicted model, not a curated record. The transcript is spliced from 5 exons. Bases 1 to 3564 code for a protein of 1187 amino acids.